This is a messenger RNA of Saccoglossus kowalevskii, 3024 nucleotides long. RefSeq lists its product as uncharacterized. NCBI's taxonomy places the organism in Eukaryota, Metazoa, Hemichordata, Enteropneusta, Harrimaniidae. Gene Ontology annotation, molecular function: carbohydrate binding. The record is from RefSeq and is a predicted model, not a curated record.
AUCAGGGGUGUUGCAACUUCCAGACUUCAAGUGAACAUGAAUCGACAAUUAUUGCUUCUCCUCGCCGCUGUGCUAAUGAGCAGUACGGUAAAUAGUGCCCCCAACGGCGACCAACCACUCGAAAAAAAAGCCCUUUGCAGAGCGGCCAAGCAAAUGAAGAAUAUGUUUGAAAAUUCGUGUUACAUAAAUCAGCUACACGAUAUAAUUGAAGAACUAAAAGAAAGGGUAGCAGCCAUUGAAGAAUACAAAUUUAUGCAAGAAGUUCUACCAGGAGAGCCUGCAGACGAGGUGGCGGACGACGUCACUCCACACGUCGAAGAUGAAAUCCCAGACCAGGAAACUUUACCGAAUACUAUAGACGAUUCUUCUUUAGAUGACACUCUGAAAAUGGAUUCCCACGACGAACCACAAGAACCACACAAAGAGAACGAACAAAAUGAUGCCCCUGGUAACGACGACGGAGGUGCAGCGAAUCCCGACGAGAGCCUCUUGAAAAACGACGAGCCAGGUCCAGUUAAAAACUUCGGCCCUGGACGUGAUGAUGCAGUCCAGGACGAAACAAUCUUUGCUGAUGCUGAUAAGCUAGUCAUUGAUUCAUCAUCAAAUGUUGCCAUUAGAAGAGAGUUACCUGACUUAAAUGCCAUCUCAGUUUGUCUCUGGAUUCGCACCGGUAAACAUAAAGAUGGUAAGCCAAUCUCAUACGCUGUAGGCAGAUCGGAAAAUGAGUUCGCAGUUAUGAAAACCGAAAACUUGCAGUUGUAUGUCAAUAACAAAAAGGGCAGUAAGAGCGAUGUGGCCAUAGACAACAGCAAGUGGAACCAUCUGUGUGUCACGUGGUCGUCAAAUAAAGGUCAAUGGGAUAUAUAUCAUAAUGGCGAAAUGGCAGCGACUGGAGACAAACUUGAAAAACAACACAAAAUAAAAGGUGGUGGAGUGAUUAUGCUUGGUCGAGAACUCAGGGGAGAGAUUGCCUACGUCAAUAUAUGGAGGCGUAUUGUAUCUGCUGAUGAGGUUGCAUCCAUUGCAUCUGAUUGUCUUGGACAAGCUGAGGGGGAUUUCUUCUCUUGGAGGUCUGGCGAUCUGGACAUCGAUGGAAGUGUACAGGUCCUGCCUGCUGACGUAUGCGAAAACAACGUUGAAUCUCAUGUUGAACCUGAAAUUAUUGGUCAAGAUGGUGGUUUUAUAAACUAUGUCACGAUUGGAUGCUGGAAAGAUACACGUGAUAGAGCAGUGCCGUCAUUGGAAGGAACUGACAGCAGGUUGGAUGGUUCUUCUCGGAAACGCGAUGACGCAGUUGCAAAGUGCGCUGAAGUAGCGGCAUCUAAAGGAUAUGCAGUCUUUACUGUACAGCAUGGUGGGGAGUGUUACAGCGGGCCAAACGCUGAGAGUACGUAUAACAAGCACGGACCAUCCGAUAGGUGUAAACACGAUGGCAAAGGCGGGGUAUGGGCCAAUCAGGUCUACGAAAUAGUUGAGAACCAAAUAGUCUGUGAAAAUGAUACCCUUAAUCUGCAUUGUAACAGCGGCAGUAUUCACGUGAUUCACGCCAGUUAUGGAAGAGCUGAUGAAACAACCUGCCCAGGACCUUUCCAGACAACGAGUUGCCAUGCCCAGAAUAGCGUACAACUAGUUCAACAGCAGUGUGAAGAGAAAUCAUCUUGUAGUAUACUUGCCAACGAUGCUUACUUUGGAGAUCCCUGUUCCGGGACAGCUAAAUACUUACAAGUGAGAUACCAUUGCCAGAGCGCUCAGAGUGAAUCAGGUAACAAACACGAACGCAGAAAGUCACGAGAUCAACCAGAUGGUUGCACGUGCGUUGCAUGGGCAGACCCGCACUAUGUACAAUUUGACGGUGGGAAGAUGGAUUUCAUGGGCAAAUGUGUGUAUACCUUGGUUAAGGACGUGUCAUCUUCCGUACCUGCCUUCCAGGUAGACGCUAAAAAUGCCUACAGAGACGGCAAUUUAGACGUGACCCUCCAAGAAUAUCUGAAUAUAUAUGUGUACGGUCUCAGUAUUCGAAUUCACAGAGAUAAAGGUGGUGAUGCCACGGGAGUGUGGAUUGAUGAAAAAGAAGUAACACUCCCAGCAAACCCAAUGACUGAUCUAUACAUUGAAAAAAGUGGCAAAUACACCCUACUGUCGGCCAGCGAUUUAGGGUUUUGGCUGACUUGGGAUGGCAACCACCGUGCCGAAAUCAAGACAGAUUCCCGCUAUGUGGGAAAGAUGGUCGGCAUCUGUGGAAACUGCGACUCCAAUUCGGAAAAUGACAUGGUGAUGCCGGAUGGAGGGCUGGCUACUUCCAGUAAUCAGUUCUGUGACAGUUGGCGAGUUGAUUGUGAUGGGGAGUCUGAAACUGAUGGUGACUUGGACACAAUAGAUCCACCUGAGUGCCCCCCAGAUCUUAAACUGAGAUUCCUCGAACACGAUAUGUGCGGUGCUUUCAUGGACCCUUACUCUAUCUUCUACGAGUGCGGGAGUAUGCUAGAUUCACAUGUGGUGGAUCUCUACACCCAAGCUUGCCUAUUUGAUAUGUGUCACAUUGGUGGCGUAGAACAGUUAUGUAACAAUUAUGGAUCUUUCUACGAUGAAUGCUUAGAGCAAGGUCACAUCAUUCAGACAUUUAGAACUCCAACAUUUUGUCCACUGCAGUGUCCACUGCACGGCCACUACUCAGAAUGUGUGUCGGCUUGUCCGAACACUUGUAUUCGUGAGACAUCUCUCGGCGACUGUCCAGACCCGUGCACGGAGGGUUGCGAGUGUGACGUUGGGUUUGUUCUCAGUGGAAGUGAAUGCGUAGAAAGAGCUGAUUGUGGAUGCCUCGACGAUAGUGGUCUUUAUCAUGAGAUCGGUCACAGCUGGGUCGAAGACGAUUGCCAAACCCUAGCAUUAUGUGUUGAAAACAACUUCAUUCACUAUGAAAGCCUAAAAUGCCACGACCGUGCUUUCUGUGGCGCUGUGAAUGGCGUAUAUGGGUGUCACUGUGAAGGAAAACUAACUGGUGACGGCGUUCAUGAAUGUGGAUAG